UUAUCUUCACGCUGCCAUUACCACCGUGUUUCAAAUCCAUACGACACAACCGAAGGGCGAUAUUCUGGUGUUUUUAACUAAGAAAUUGAGGCUUGUCACGAAAAUCUUCAAGAAACAGCCCGCACAUUGGGUAAUAAGAUUGCGGAGCUGAUCAUAUGCCCCAUCUACGCUAAUCUUCCAAGCGAUAUGCAGGCGAAGAUAUUUGAACCUACUCCUGAAGGUGCUAGGAAGGUGGUCUUGGCUACGAACAUCGCUGAAACGUCCAUCACGAUUGACGGAGUGGUCUUUGUAAUUGACCCUGGUUUCGUCAAGCAAAAUUCGUACAAUCCAAGAACUGGAAUGUCGUCUCUGGUUGUCGUUCCUUGUUCUCGUGCUUCUGCUAAUCAACGAGCAGGAAGAGCCGGUCGUGUCAGGCCCGGAAAGUCAUUCCGACUUUACACAAAAUGGGCAUUUUCAAAUGAGUUGGAAGCUAACACUGUACCUGAAAUACAACGUACAAAUCUUGGCAUGGUUGUUUUGCUUCUCAAGUCGCUAGGUAUCAACGAUUUGAUUGGGUUUGAAUUUUUGGACCCACCUCCGGGGGAGACCCUGAUGAGAGCAUUGGAAUUGCUCUAUGCCUUGGGAGCCUUGAAUGACAGAGGAGAGCUCACAAAGCUGGGCCGGCGGAUGGCAGAAUUUCCUGUUGAUCCUAUGUUGUCCAAGGCGAUCAUUUCGAGUGAAAAGUAUGAGUGCACUGAUGAGGUUCUGACCAUUAUCGCCAUGCUCUCGGAGUCGGGAUCACUUUUCUACAGACCCAAGGACAAGAAACUUCACGCAGACCAAGCACGACAAAAUUUUGUUCGUCCUGGCGGAGAUCAUUUUACCCUUCUGAACGUUUGGGAGCAAUGGGCCGAAACGAAUUAUUCGCAGCAGUUUUGCUACGAGCAGUUCCUCCAAUUCAAGAGUCUUAGUCGGGCACGCGACAUCCGAGACCAGCUAGCAGGGUUGUGUGAGCGGGUGGAGAUUGUGAUAAAGUCGAAUCCCAACUCGAAUGAUAUCACCCCAGUCCAGAAAGCCAUAACGGCUGGCUACUUCUAUAAUACCGCCCAACUACAAAAGAGCGGUGAUUCGUACCGCACACUGAAGACGAAUCAUACAGUUUAUAUUCAUCCGUCUUCGAGCUUAUUUCAAUUCCAGCCGCCUGUCAAGACAGUGCUGUACUAUGAGCUUGUUAUGACGUCCAAGUCGUACAUGAGGCAAGUCAUGGAAAUUAAACCUGCCUGGCUCAUGGAAGUGGCGCCGCAUUAUUUCAAGCCUGCAGACCUGGAACAGUUGGCUUCGGGUGACAAGAAAAUGCCGAAGAAUGAGGCUGCAUCUCUUAGCUCUGCUAAAUCUUGAUGAAUUUAUAUGUAUUGGAGUCGAUGUAUAUCAUGUAUUGUAUUUCAGUAGGGACGAUGAGGAAGUUGCAUUUGACAAGAGCACGGCAGUGAUUCAUGCGUGGUAACGUAGUAGACAUUUCUUGCUGUAUGAUAUUCAGCUCUUAUUUUUGUAGUUUGACUCGAGAGUCGCAUCCAUAUAUAGCUCUCUAAUUUCCUGGUUUGGUGUGUAUACG
Messenger RNA from Guyanagaster necrorhizus, 1591 nucleotides. Its product is annotated as P-loop containing nucleoside triphosphate hydrolase protein. The record is from RefSeq and is a predicted model, not a curated record. Gene Ontology annotation, cellular component: intracellular anatomical structure; catalytic step 2 spliceosome. The transcript has 6 exons. Lineage: Eukaryota; Fungi; Basidiomycota; Agaricomycetes; Agaricales; Physalacriaceae. The coding region runs from base 187 to 1377 and encodes 396 amino acids. Gene Ontology annotation, molecular function: RNA binding; helicase activity.